UACUGUUUAUCCGCUGGAUGGUGCUGUUGUUUUAUACAAACAGCAGAAAGGUCCUGCACAGCUCCAACUGAGACCUCGAGUAGUGUUUUGCUUCAGCAAGAAUUAGGAAGAAGGAUGUGCACAAUCUUUUCCUCCUUAACAGGAUUCAUCAGAAAAUUGCUAUUUUGUGAUCUGCCUAUUAUUUAGCAUUCCUGGGACUGGCUAAAGUUAGCUAAUUACUAAAUAUGGGAAAACUCAUAUUUUCACUGGUUUCCACCCAGCCUCUUUCAAGUCUGAGUAAUUCUUCCUAAUCAGAACCAGAUUUUAAUAUAUAUAUAUAUAUAUAUAUAUAUAUAUUUAAAACUUUCCUCAGUUCUCCAGUCCCCAAAGGUUAUAUUUUGUUUCAUCUUCAGGAUGAAACAAAAUUUGUUGGCUCGCUCAAGUGCAGUAAGUUAGCUAAGUCAUCGGAGUAAAAGUUUGUCGUCAGAGUUUGUGGUUUUACCUCAUUGUGGGGGAAGAGAAGAUGCAUUCCUCAAACACAGCCCUUUCCUGAGGGCAAGACAUGUUUGAAUUGUUUGCCUGCCAUAGCAUCAGAUAAGAUCUGAAAUAGGUAUUUGCAACGUAUAUUACAUUUUUCUAAUAUUCUUGACUUUUUUUUUUCUUUUUAACUCCCUUAAAGAAGUAAAUGUGAUCCUUACGAAGAAGACUUUUUGAAUCAUUCCUUCUCUGUAAUUUGUCUACCUUGUUGACAGUUACAGCCCUUUAUCAGAAAGGAAGCGAAGAAUAGUAGCCCAUGUAGUGAGAGAUUAUUGUGCAACCUCUAUUGAUGUGACUCAGUUGUUGGAAUUCUGCUACUGAUAAUUGAUGGAAGUAGGAAUUACUCAAGGUGCUGGUUUUAAGGAAAUGGGAGGGUGGGAAAAGAAGUGAUGCAAGUGCUUCGUCUGUAGGAAGGGGGGAUGGCUGCUUCAGUUCAGUAAGUCUUCCUAAAAACGAUACUAAUUAAUUUUCAGUGCCUUCCAGCAUCAUAGGACUGGCUAUCAGCUUUCUCCAGUUUCCAGAUACUUUUGGAAUUGUGGUAGCAAGAAGCCUGCUGGCAGGAGAUGUUUCUGAAGACCGUUCUGUGGAAUACAGGUUGAAAACCAGUGUGUGAUCAUGCUGAUUUAGUACAGAGCAUUGUGUUUGUUAGUGCCCGUACUCCUGCAGAAGUCAUGCCUGAGCUAACUGGGAGCUGAUUUGGUGAGAUGCAUGCCCAGGUGUGACUAACCAGGGUCUAGAGAAUAGCCCCUAUAAAUGAAGGACAUCAGAAGAGAUGGUAUCUUAUUCUGAUGUUAGUGGGUCAUACGUGAAGCAGGUCCCGACUUAAGGUAAAUAACAACAUCAGAUUCAUCCCUCCAUUUCUCAUCUUACUGUAAGCUGCUUGGACUUGGUGUUAGUUCAACAGAAGGCUUGUACAGAAUCUUCUAAUUCCUCCUGUCACCCUGAAUUCCCUUUAGCUGCCAUUCCGUUUGUGUCUAGUGCCCUUUCAUGGCAGCAAGGACCAUUUGAAAAUCCAGAUUUUUCAUACUACAGGUGCAGUGUUGCAGCCCAGCAGCUAAUGGACACUACUGUGACGUUUGGAAGGAAAAAAGCACUUACUGAAAAUGUGACUGGACAGACAAAAUAGAGCUGCCCAGGGAUUUGCAGGGAGGUGGAAUGACUGACUGCCUCGGCUUGUCCCAAGAUCUGACAUUUGUCCUAAAAAUCGGAGCUGUCUUUUACAAGAUGGAGGAGUUACUGCCUCUGGAUACUUCUGAGAUGUGGUUUACGUGAGGACAGAGUGGCUGGGAGGGAGAAUCAGACGAACCUGUUGGUCUCUGAACUUUGUUUUGGCUUUUUGUUAAAUCGUCUCCUCAGCGUAUCAUCAGCCUGGAAAACUGUUGUCCGUUCCUCUUCCAUGAUCUUUGUUCUGUUUGUCUUUCCACUGCGAUAUGGAUGAGUUGCUUGGGGUGUUACCCUGUGUAUUAAUAAUAGAAAACCUGUGGAAGCUGGAUGGAGAAAAUAGAGAGCCCAGCUUUUCUCUGUAGAUUAUGCUGAAGUUUUCACACCCACGCACCGAAAUCUACUUAAAUCAACAGAGAAGUUUGACUUUUGGCAUAAGCAAGAAGACUUCUGUUUCAGGCAGCGCUGCAUGAAAAUUGCAUAAAAAGAAAACCUGGUGUCGUUGGCUCUUGGACCUGCUCUUUCACCGUGAGGAAAUGCCUCCAGGGAAGCACCCACCGCUGAAAUGUUCUGCUUGGGAUGAAGCACAGUCGGAUGCUGUGAAAUCCUGCUGACUGUGGUGUCGGUGAGCGGCUCCCUGCUCUGAGACACGCAGCCGAUCCAGGGAACUUCUGUCUGGAAACGUGGUGCUGGAGCAUGGCUGGUCGUACUCCUGCUGUAAAGCCUGUGUUUUAGUACCAACUGAAGGAAACACAGUAAGGCAGUUCAGUAUUUUCCAACGUGCCCCAGCUAUGCUACAAGUGGACACCCAGGAGCAACAAGGUUCAGACUAUUCCAGUAAUAGCGGAAUUUCAGAGGUGGGUUUGGAGAGAAACACUACAAGGCUUGAACAAGGUACAGCUGAGAGGACACCAAGUUGGGAAGAAGAGGAGCAGAAGAAAACAACGAGACCACUUCUCGGGGCGGAGGAAGCCAAGGGGAAGGUGACUGUGAAACAACCCUCUGAGGUGGAGGGAAUCAAGAGUACAACAGUGGAAACAGCCACAAGGGUGGAGGGAAACAAGGAGAAAACAGCAGUGAGACUGGCUCCAGGGGCAGAGGAAGCCAAGGAAAAGCCAACAGUGAAACCGCUUCCGAAGGUGGAGGAAGCCAAGGAGAUGACGACCGUGAAACCAGCCCCUAAGGUGGAGGAAAACAAGGAGAAAACAGUGGUGAGACAAACUCCAGGGGUAAAGGAAGGGGUAAAUGAAAAGACAACACCGAAAUCACUUCCCAGGGUAGAGGGAGCCAAAGAGAAGACAACAGUGAAACCAUCCUCUGGGGUGAAGGUAGCUCAUGAAGACAACACAACCGAAGACAAAACAAUGCCAAAAGAGCCUUCUGUGUCAGUGAAAACCAUAAGACCAGUGACUCAGGCUGCUGCAGUGACAGAAAAGAAGAGACUGAGGGCUGCUGACUUCAAGUCUGAGCCACAGUGGGAUUUCGAGGAUGAGUACCUGCUGGACAGCUCACCUCCACCAGCGACCUGCUCCGAAUCAGUGAAGGCCAAGGCUGCCAAGUCCGACUGGCUGCGAGAUCUUUUUCUGCCUAACAUCAUGCUCUUCACCGACAAAAGAUACUUCAACAACAGCGAGUGGGACCGCCUGGAGCACUUUGCACCUCCCUAUGGCUUCAUGGAGCUCAAUUACUCACUGGUGAAAGAGGUCAUGUCGUUGCUGCCCCCACAUCCCCACCAGCAGCUGCUCCUGGCCAACAGCAGCAGAAACGUGUCAACGUGCAUUAGCUGUGCUGUUGUGGGGAAUGGAGGAAUACUGAAUAACUCCGGAAUGGGCCAGGAGAUCGACUCCCAUGACUACGUGUUCCGGGUGAGUGGGGCUGUAAUCAAAGGUUACGAAAAAGAUGUGGGAACAAAAACCUCCUUUUAUGGAUUCACAGCCUACUCCCUCGUGUCCUCUCUCCAGAUCUUGGGAAACAAAGGGUUCAGCAAGAUUCCAUGGGGAAAACAUAUCAGGUACAUUCACUUUCUGGAGGGAGCUAGAGACUAUGAGUGGCUGAAGGCUCUUCUGCUGAACAAGGACAUCAGGAAAGGAUUCCUGAACCACUACGGGCAAAGGCCCCGGGAUAGAUUCGAUGAGGAUUUCACGUUGGACAAAUACCUCGUAGUUCACCCAGACUUCCUCAGAUACAUGAAAAACAGGUUUUUAAAAUCUAAAAGUCUGCAAAAACAUUACUGGCGGCUGUACAGACCCACAACGGGAGCAUUCCUGCUGCUGACUGCCCUCCACCUCUGUGACCAGGUGAGUGCCUAUGGCUACAUCACGGAAGGUCACGAGAAGUACUCGGAUCAUUACUACGACAAGGAGUGGAAACGUCUGGUCUUCUACAUUAAUCAUGACUUCAACCUGGAGAAGCAGGUGUGGAAAAAGCUUCAUGAUGAGAAUAUCAUUAAGCUCUACCAGAGAUCAUGAUUGUGUGGCAAGGGCCAUUGCCUGGGAAAUCUCAACACCACCUCAAGAAGACCUCUAGAUGAGUAAGAAGACUGCCAGAGCCAGGGUUAGCUCUGGACUUCCAGGCACAGUUUCAUCCCCACAAAGAUAUUUCCCUCCUUCGGUACCUUUAUUCUCUCACAACACUUCAAAAAAAUGUGCAAAUUCUACAGACCAGGAGAACAGCAGCAAAAAAAUGCCACCAAAGAAGUCCCAACUGACCAGGCUGCCGCUGCUGUGGGUGGUUGCAGGUGCUCUGGUGUCAGGAGGGAGGAAUCCAGGAUGAAUCCAAGUAGCAUCCAGGCUUUCCCUCUACAGGGAGAUGGUCCUCAGGCUGGGGCCGGUUUUGGUCUGGUUGGGUUCUCACUGCUAUAGUGGUGCCCCUUUUGGAGCCGGGUGCCUUGUCUAAGGAGGCUCCCUCUGCAGUGGAUGGAGGUGGACACACAGAGCUUGUUUCAGGAGGCUGACUUUUGUCCUGGAGGUGCUGCUGUCACUCCACUCGCUGUAGAGAUAAGGGAUGGACUGGACACUUGGCUUCCAGGUGGCUUAUUUGAGAGAGGAUGAGAUUCACUUCUGUGCCCCAGUGUGGCUUCGCUGUGACACCUCCAAAGGAGCACUGUGACAUCUGGGGUCCAGUUGCUGCCCUGGGCCCCGCUCAGCAGCAGCACAGGGGAAGGCAAACAAUCCCCGCAGUGCAGCAGGAUGCCAGAAGUCGUGCCUCCUGCUGUGGGGCUCCCCUGGCUGCAGAUCCUGUUUAACGGUCCCAGUGUGCCAAGCCAGUGCCUGGCUUUGGCACACGCGGCUCCUAGGUCUGCCAGGAGCACUGUGCCUGCCUCCUGCCAGGGGAGGUAAGAGCUCUGCAGCUCCGGGGAUGGAUGCUCUGCUGUUGCUGCUGGCUGGAGUGCCUGCCCGCAUCGUGCUGGGAGAGGCAUUGUCGCAGCCAGCAAGGCUUCAGAGUACUGGCCUUCUGAAUGUGGUUUUGUAAGCAAAAUAAAUGGCACUACUUUGG
Molecule: messenger RNA, 5172 nt
Organism: Cygnus olor (mute swan)
Lineage: Eukaryota; Metazoa; Chordata; Aves; Anseriformes; Anatidae
Gene: ST6GALNAC1
Product: ST6 N-acetylgalactosaminide alpha-2,6-sialyltransferase 1
Exons: 11
Coding region: 2469-4145 (558 amino acids)
Molecular function (GO): alpha-N-acetylgalactosaminide alpha-2,6-sialyltransferase activity
Source: RefSeq, a predicted model, not a curated record